Molecule: messenger RNA, 252 nt
Organism: Macrosiphum euphorbiae (potato aphid)
Lineage: Eukaryota; Metazoa; Arthropoda; Insecta; Hemiptera; Aphididae
Source: the annotation of a GenBank genome assembly
AUGCCGCAAGAAAUUAAGGAAAUCAAAGAUUUCCUUCUGAAGGCUAGAAGGAAGGAUGCAAAAUCUGUCAAGAUUAAGAAGAACAUUGAAAAUGUUAAAUUCAAGGUCCGUUGUUCUCGAUUCCUUUAUACCCUAGUAAUCACAGACAAGGAAAAAGCAGAAAAACUUAAACAAUCAUUGCCACCUGGUCUUCAAGUGAAGGAGAUCAAAUGUAAAAAAAUGAACACUGAAAAUAAAGAGAAAAAAUUAUAA